Molecule: messenger RNA, 1734 nt
Organism: Charadrius vociferus (killdeer)
Lineage: Eukaryota; Metazoa; Chordata; Aves; Charadriiformes; Charadriidae
Gene: RNGTT
Product: RNA guanylyltransferase and 5'-phosphatase
Exons: 15
Coding region: 19-1734 (571 amino acids)
Biological process (GO): protein dephosphorylation; 7-methylguanosine mRNA capping
Molecular function (GO): mRNA guanylyltransferase activity; protein tyrosine/serine/threonine phosphatase activity; mRNA 5'-triphosphate monophosphatase activity
Source: RefSeq, a predicted model, not a curated record
UUUUUACCUUUGAAGACCAUGUUAGGACCAAGAUAUGAUGAUCAGGUUGCUGAAGAAAAUCGCUUUCAUCCGAGUAUGUUAUCCAACUACUUAAAAAGUCUAAAGGUUAAAAUGGGUUUACUGGUAGACUUGACCAACACCACUAGAUUCUAUGAUAGGAAUGAUAUAGAGAAAGAGGGGAUUAAAUAUAUAAAGCUCCAGUGUAAAGGGCAUGGUGAGUGCCCUACACCUGAAAAUACGGAGACAUUUAUCCGUGUAUGUGAACACUUCAGUGAUAAGAAUCCCUCAGAGCUUAUAGGUGUCCAUUGCACACAUGGUUUCAAUAGAACUGGAUUUCUGAUCUGUGCCUUUUUGGUCGAGAAGUUGGACUGGAGUAUUGAGGCUGCUGUGGCUACUUUUGCUCAGGCUAGACCACCAGGUAUUUAUAAAGGUGACUAUUUGAAGGAAUUAUUUCGUCGUUAUGGAGAUGAAGAUGAUGCACCAUCGCCACCUGAGCUACCAGAAUGGUGCUUUGAUGAAGAUGAGGAGGAAGAGGAUGAUAAUGGUAAAACAGGAGGCCAAGAAUCAGAACCUGGAUCAUCAAGCUCUUCCUUUGGCAAGAGGAGAAAAGAACGUCUAAAACUGGGUGCAAUUUUCUUGGAAGGAAUAACAGUUAAAUGUGUGACCCAGGUGACAACACAACCAAAGUUAGGAGGAAUACAGCAAAAGUGUCAGCAGUUCUGUGGAUGGGAAGGGUCUGGAUUCCCUGGAGCACAGCCUGUUUCCAUGGACAAGCAAAAUAUUAAAUUUUUGGAGCAGAAGCCAUACAAAGUUAGCUGGAAAGCAGACGGCACUCGGUACAUGAUGCUGAUUGAUGGCAAGAAUGAAGUUUAUAUGAUUGAUAGAGACAAUUCAAUUUUUCACGUAUCUAAUCUGGAAUUUCCCUUUCGUAAAGAUCUUCGCACACAUCUAACAAAUACUCUUCUGGAUGGGGAAAUGAUCAUCGAUAAGGUUAAUGGACAGGUUGUCCCUCGGUACUUGAUAUAUGACAUUAUUAAGUUUAACGGCCAGCCUGUUGGAGACUGUGAUUUUAAUGUUCGACUUGCAUGUAUAGAGAAAGAGAUUAUAUUUCCACGACAUGAAAAGAUGAAAAAUGGUCUUAUCGACAAAGCACAGGAACCAUUCAGUGUUCGAAACAAACCAUUUUUUGACAUCUACGCUUCAAGAAAGCUCCUGGAAGGAAGCUUUGCUAGAGAAGUUAGCCACGAAGUGGAUGGACUUAUAUUUCAGCCUACAGGAAAAUACAAGCCUGGUCGAUGUGAUGAUAUUUUGAAAUGGAAGCCACCCAGUCUGAACUCUGUUGACUUUCGUCUAAAGAUAACAAGAAUUGGUGGAGAGGGGCUACUCACCCAGAAUGUUGGUCUUCUUUAUGUUGGAAACUUUGACCGACCUUUUGCACAAAUUAAGGUGACAAAAGAACUGAAACAGUACGACAAUAAAAUUAUAGAGUGCAAGUUUGAGAACAACAGCUGGGUCUUCAUGAGACAGAGAAUAGACAAAAGCUUUCCAAAUGCCUACAGCACUGCCAUGGCUGUAUGCAACAGCAUCCAGAAUCCAGUGACGAAGGAGAUGCUGUUUGAGUUCAUUGACAGAUGUACAGCAGCUUCUCAAGGACAGAUGCGGAAACACCACCUCGAUCCUGACACUGAACUCAUGCCGCCCCCACCGCCCAAAAGGCCACGUACCAUAACAUAG